Macrobrachium nipponense is the source of this 1105-nucleotide messenger RNA. RefSeq names its product sphingomyelin phosphodiesterase 4-like. The transcript has 6 exons. Gene Ontology annotation, biological process: sphingomyelin catabolic process; glycerophospholipid catabolic process; ceramide biosynthetic process. The record is from RefSeq and is a predicted model, not a curated record. Bases 104 to 1090 code for a protein of 328 amino acids. Gene Ontology annotation, molecular function: sphingomyelin phosphodiesterase D activity. NCBI's taxonomy places the organism in Eukaryota, Metazoa, Arthropoda, Malacostraca, Decapoda, Palaemonidae.
CUAUUUCGCAGAUCUGUUUGACAACAAACCCCGAACCGAAAGUCCGAAACCAUACCAAGUUCCAAACUUCCAACUGAUUCGAGUCAGGGACCCUGGUGGCAUCAUGGCAGCAAAUCCGUUGUCUUUAGGGGUUCGGUUGCAAAAUGCCAUUAACCAGCCAGUCCUGCAGCUACGAUGUGAAGAAGUGGGUCGAAUAUUAAAUGAGUCUACUAGUAAAGAUGCUAGUUUUGUACUUCGCACAGUGAUUGACAGCAUCUUUGGCAUGAAUGGCCAACUCGGUUGGGGUCUGAGGACCAUAACGCACUCUUCCUUACCACGAGAAUUUGAACAGCUUUGUGCUUUCCUCAGUGCCUCAGGACCAUUGCUAUCAUUUACGUACAGACUGGCUAAUGAUCCUUUCUUGUUAUUUGAAUUUCCUGUGGCCUGGCUUCCUGCCAAAUCACGAGCAGAAAUUGAGGAGGGUGUGCCUGGUAAUUUCUAUGUCAACAAAGUUCAGAAUCCAGGCCCUGGAAAAACACCAACAAACAUUUUGUUAAAUGCUUUUGAGUUCUACAUCUUCCACUAUGCUCACUUUUUGGUGAAUGGGAGCAAUCACAGAUGGUCACUAUCUUGGUCAACCUCUGGUGAUGCCAUUUAUCCUAGCCUGCUUGAAGAUUAUCUUCGGACAUUUCUGCCAUGUGAUGGAUCAGUUCCCCCUGGCCCACCAAGUCCUCCUGUGUCACCCCGGGGGGUGCUAUCUCCUAUGACUCCAAGGGGAGCUGGUGUUGGCAGUAAUAACUUGUACCUGACCUCUUUUGGAUCUCCAAUUGGAUGGCGCCCGACCCGUACCACAGUCAACCCUGGGUUUCAGGCUACAGAGCGAACUGGCCCUCUCUCAUCAACACCACUACAGGGUGCGCACAACCAGCAUCCGCAACUAAACAUUUGGACCAGUCAGGCUGUGAUUCAAGUCUUCGUAGAGAUGUGGGUCAAUCAGUGCCUGCCCGUGACAAGGUCUCCAGGGAGGUCCCCGUCUUCCGCGGCACCUCCUCCUCAUGCUGGCCAGGUUAGUAAACACCCUUUCAUUUCUGUUCAUGUAUUGCAUGUUUGAUUUAUGAAAUGUUAC